Messenger RNA from Arabis nemorensis, 654 nucleotides. NCBI's taxonomy places the organism in Eukaryota, Viridiplantae, Streptophyta, Magnoliopsida, Brassicales, Brassicaceae. The record is from the annotation of a GenBank genome assembly.
AUGGCGACGACGAUGAAGGGCCUUCUUAAAGGCCUUCGUUACAUUACUCAGAUUUUCGACGAAGAGAAAGAGCAGGAGAUGCAGAUCGGAUUUCCGACCGAUGUUAAACAUGUUGCUCACAUUGGCUCCGAUGGUCCAGCCACCAAUACACCUAGCUGGAUGAAUGAUUUCAAACCUAAAGAAAAUGAGAAAGGUCAAGUUGUUUCCAGAGGAAAUUCCAACAAAUACAAUCCUCCAGGGAUGAACCAACGCAGAGCAGGACUAAAAGAAUUACUUCCUACAGUGGAGAAACCGAAACAGAAAACAAGACGGAAACACAGUGGAGGGUCUUCCCCAAAUCCAAAUGGGUCUCCGUCCAGAAGAAGCAGCGGAAAUACUGUAUCAUCGGAUGAACCAACGAAGCAUUCAAGGCAUAGCCGAAGCCCACACGGGUCGAUGGACUCGACAAAUGAUCAAGACCCUUCAGUCCGUAGAAGGCGUUCGGUUCCAAACACGGAAGCUGCUAAUCAUCUUCCUGAUGGUUCAGCUCCUCCACGGAAGGCAACAUCGCGUCCGAGGAAACUAAAAGGAUCAGUAGGGGGAGAAGCAUCAAUGAAGAAAUCACCGAAAGGAAAACACGAGACUUCAGCUGAUACAUGUAACGAUAUUAUCUGA